CUGCUUGCUGCUCGGCAGAUCUGAAUCCUACUCACACGUUUCGCUCUCGCUGUGCAUCUCACUUCGCCGAACCUGCGCCUGCCCUCGGUUGUGUGAUCUCCUUUAGCUCAAAUGGCGUCCGAAGGUAUUCUCCUAGGGAUGGGCAACCCUCUCCUCGAUAUCUCGGCUGUCGUCGAUGAAGAGUUCUUGCAAAAAUAUGGCAUCAAGUUGAACGAUGCAAUUCUUGCGGAGGACAAGCACAAACCUAUGUAUGAAGAAUUAGCUACAAGAUAUAACGUGGAGUACAUUGCUGGAGGUGCUACUCAGAAUUCUAUCAGGGUUGCACAGUGGAUGCUUCAAAUGCCCGGAGCAACAAGUUACAUUGGUGCCAUAGGAAAGGACAAGUUUGGGGAAGAGAUGAAGAAGAACUCAAAGGCAGCUGGUGUCAAUGUCCACUACUAUGAAGAUGAAACUGCACCAACUGGCACUUGUGCUGUUUGCGUCAAAGGUGGUGAAAGGUCUCUUGUUGCCAAUUUAUCGGCUGCAAACUGCUACAAGUCUGACCAUCUCAAGAAACCAGAAAACUGGGCUUUAGUUGAAAAGGCCAAGUAUAUCUAUAUAGCUGGCUUUUUCCUCACUGUAUCACCAGAAUCCAUUCAGUUAGUUGCUGAGCAUGCAGCAGCGAACAACAAGUUCUUCUUGAUGAACCUUUCUGCCCCAUUCAUCUGUGAGUUCUUCAGGGAUGUGCAGGAAAAGGCUCUGCAGUAUGUGGACUUUGUUUUUGGAAAUGAGACUGAAGCUAGAACUUUUGCUAAAGUUCAUGGUUGGGAGACUGAUAACGUGGAGGAGAUAGCUGUUAAGAUUUCCCAAUGGCCAAAGGCAUCAGGAACGCAUAAAAGAAUUACUGUUAUCACACAGGGUGCAGAUCCUGUGUGUAUUGCUGAGGAUGGCAAGGUGAACUUGUUCCCAGUAAUACCAUUACCUAAAGAGAAACUGGUCGAUACAAAUGGAGCAGGAGAUGCAUUUGUUGGAGGGUUUCUUUCACAGUUGGUUCUGGGAAAGCCUAUUGAAGCAUGCGUGAAAGCCGGGUCUUAUGCAGCUAAUGUUAUCAUCCAGAGGUCCGGCUGCACCUACCCAGAGAAGCCUGAUUUUCAAUGAGAUGUAGUUUCCCCAACUUGGAUGGCCUUGAUAAAUUUUGAUUGUUAAGUGUCGUUUGUGUCAUCUGGAUUUUCAUCCUAUCGUACUCAUCUAAUUACUUGCCGAUCUUUAUAAUGUCGGGGGCAUUGGGGAUAUGUUCAAUUUCCGGCCGGAGAAAAUACUAGAAAGAAGUUGCUGAGAAUGGAGACAAUAAUUGCUCGAUAAGAAGUAUGAAAAUAUCUCCCCUACGUGAUUUAGAUCUAGCAAGACCAUGUUUUCGUCUUUGCCUUGUUCUAUCAAGUAUUUCUGAUGAAUAAAUUGUCUCUUACCAAA
Molecule: messenger RNA, 1449 nt
Organism: Neltuma alba
Lineage: Eukaryota; Viridiplantae; Streptophyta; Magnoliopsida; Fabales; Fabaceae
Product: adenosine kinase 2
Exons: 12
Coding region: 112-1137 (341 amino acids)
Biological process (GO): purine ribonucleoside salvage; purine nucleobase metabolic process
Cellular component (GO): nucleus; cytosol
Molecular function (GO): adenosine kinase activity
Source: RefSeq, a predicted model, not a curated record